GGGGCCCGGGAAUUUCCCCGCGGCGCAGCGGUCAGCUGAGCUGCGCUGGGCGUCGUCGCGCGGCCGCCAGUCAGCCCGAGGCUCCCGAGCCCCCCGGCCGGUGCCCUGGUCGCGUCUGCAUCCGGGUCCGGAGCCCGCCCCCAGCGGGCACGAUGCCCAGAAAGCCGUGACCCGGAGAGAGGCGGGAGCGCCGGGAGUCGUGGUCUCACCAUGUCCCACCAACCACAUGGCGGCCGGACAGAGAAGGGGGACAGCCCCAGUGAAGCCACCGGAAAUGGGCCCCCCGGCCUGGCCCCCCCGAGCCUGGACACGCUCACGCCUGAGGAGCUGCUGCAGCAGAUGAAGGAGCUCCUGGCCGAGAACCACCAGCUGAAGGAAGCCAUGAAGCUGAAUAACCAGGCCAUGAAGGGACGCUUCGAGGAGCUUUCUGCCUGGACAGAGAAACAGAAGGAAGAACGCCUUUUCUUUGAGACCCAGAGCAGAGAAGCCAAAGAGCGCCUGAUGGCUUUGAGUCAAGAAAAUGAAAAAUUGAAGGAAGAAAUCAGAGUACUCACAGGGAGAGCAGAGAAGGCCCCGGAGGACCCCUGCAAGGACCCCAGGGCCCUCCCGGCUGAAGGGGAGCGGGAAGUGGAGCAGCUGAAGACGCAGGUGGGCCGCCUGCAGGCCGAGAAGGCCGACCUGCUGGGCAUCGUGUCCGAGCUCCAGCUGCAGCUGGGCUCCGGCACUAGCUCCUCCGAGGACUCCUUCGUGGAGAUUCGGAUGCCCGAAGGAGGGGUCGACGUGGCCACAAAGGACCUGAACCCUGACCCCAGGCCUGCCCGGGCGGACCCCAUGGACACGAGCAGGGCGGCGGCAGGUCCCAGGGAUCAUCUGGAGUCUGAGGAGUUGACUGUGAGCCAGCUCCUCCUCUGUCUGCGAGAAGGAAACCAGAAGGUGGAGAGCCUCGAGCUCGCCCUCAGGGAGGCCCAGGAAAGAAUUUCCUAUUAUGAAAAGCGAGUCCCCGCUCACGCUGAGACCGAGACGCAGACAGAGGGGCACACAGACCGCGAGGAAGAAGAGGAGCAGGGCCCAGAGAGUGUGGGGAGUGAGGUCAGGAUGCUGAGCCAGCAGGUGACGAGCCUGUUCAAGGAGCUGCAGGAGGCGCACUCGAAGCUCGGCGAGGCGGAGCUGGUGAAGAAGAGGCUGCAGGAGAAGUGUCAGGCCCUGGAGAGGAAAGGCAGUGCGAGCCCGUCCGAGCUGAGCGAGAGGCAGGAGCUCCUCUACAGGAACAGGAAGCUGGAGCUGCAAGUGGAGAGCAUGCGGUCGGAGAUCCACAUGGAGCAGGCGAAGACCGAGGACAAGAAGGCCAGGCUGGCCGCCCUGCAGGCGGCGCACAGCACCUUGCUGCAGGAACACAACCACACUCUGAGGACCGUCGAGGAGCUCAAAAGGAAAGAGUCAGAGAAAGUGGAGCAGGGGGAGGUCCAGGGGCUGCGGGAGAAGCUGGCGGCGGCGGAGAAGGCCCUGGCGUCCAAGCAGCUGCAGAUGGACGAGAUGAAGCAGACCAUCGCGCGCCAGGAGGAGGGGCUGGAGACCAUGGGCGUGCUGCGGGCGCAGAUGGAGGUUUACUGCUCCGACUUCCACGCCGAGAGGGCAGCGAGAGAGAAGAUUCACGAAGAGAAGGAGCAGCUGGCGCUGCAGCUGGCACUCCUGCUGAAGGAGAACGACGCGUUUGAGGACGGCAGCAGGCAGUCGCUCAUGGAGAUGCAGAGCCGCCACGGGGCGCGCGCCGGUGACUCAGAGCCGCAGCCCUGCCUGGUCCAGAGAGGAGCCGAGGAUCGGAACUGGCAGCCGCCGCCCGUCCACUGCUGCCCCAAGUGUGCGGCCAUCCUCCCGGACAUCGACACACUCCAGAUCCACGUCAUGGACUGCAUCAUCUAGCCCGGGCAGCCCUGCCUCCCGAGCCGUCGUUGUGUUCCUCGUUUUUUACGCUAACGUUUUCACGCGUUGUGUUUGUUUCAGGAGACAGGAGUGGGUGUCUGAUAGUUUGUGUGGAUGUCCGUCGACCGGCGGGACAGAGCCCUCCACAGAACAUGCUCCUCCCGAGAGUCUCGCACGGACCCAUCCCCGGCGGGACAGACCCCAGGAAUGCCGGGCGGGAGCAACCACGGAGGCGUUUUAAGAGGCUCGUAAAGGAGGCAGGAAGUGACGGGAAGGAAACCUCUCCAGCAUUAUUUUUCGACGUCGUGGUAAUAGUCUCCGUGCGUUUGAGGCAUGUGUCUGUUGUGCUGCAGUGGCCGCCUGGCCGUCCCGGAGCUCAGGACUGCAGCGGCACGGCAGCAUGCGUGCGAGGUGUCGGCAAAGCGCAGAGCGCCAGGCUCCUGGCUCCGCAGCCGUCGGCUCCUCCACGGCGCUGCCGAGACCCCGUCUUACACAGUACAUAGUUUAUUAGUUUUGGAAGAGCCGCUGUCUAAUUUCCUCCUGGUAUUCAUGAUCACAGAAAAUAGUUGGUGCAAAAUAAAAUUUGACUUAGUAAUCUUC
Molecule: messenger RNA, 2520 nt
Organism: Sorex araneus (European shrew)
Lineage: Eukaryota; Metazoa; Chordata; Mammalia; Eulipotyphla; Soricidae
Gene: OPTN
Product: optineurin
Exons: 14
Coding region: 211-1920 (569 amino acids)
Biological process (GO): Golgi ribbon formation; protein localization to Golgi apparatus; regulation of canonical NF-kappaB signal transduction
Cellular component (GO): cytoplasm; nucleus; Golgi apparatus
Molecular function (GO): K63-linked polyubiquitin modification-dependent protein binding
Source: RefSeq, a predicted model, not a curated record